Molecule: messenger RNA, 3710 nt
Organism: Mustela erminea (ermine)
Lineage: Eukaryota; Metazoa; Chordata; Mammalia; Carnivora; Mustelidae
Gene: FLVCR2
Product: FLVCR heme transporter 2
Exons: 10
Coding region: 386-2026 (546 amino acids)
Biological process (GO): transmembrane transport; heme export
Cellular component (GO): membrane
Molecular function (GO): heme binding; heme transmembrane transporter activity
Source: RefSeq, a predicted model, not a curated record
ACCCGGGAGCGGAACCGUGUCCCACCUAGAGGCUCCGUGCCAGGCGCGAACUUUUCUCCACGACCGAGGGACAGAAUUGGCCUGAACCCCUGGGGUGGACUGCAGGCCCCCGGAGCCAGGACCGGGCUGAGGUGUCUGCGGCCGGCCUGGGGGGGGGGACAGCGGUCGGUGGCAAGAGACACCAAGGAAAAGUGGGAGCAGAAGCUUGGGGGUGAGUGAAGGGAGCCCGGCUCGCGGUUUUUACGCAGCCUCGGGUCUCCGUUUAUUCUGGGGUUGGGCCGGGGGCAAGUGCCCUUCCAGCUCUAAGGGAGCAGCCGAGGCCACUGUCCCUUGAGACUGCCGGAGUCCUCAGCACCUGUCUCGGGCUCCAGGAGAGGCUGUGGUCAUGGUGAAUGAAGAUCCCAACCAACACGAGCACGAUGGCAGCUCUGCACAGGAGCCUGCCCUCUGGGCAGACCCCAGCGCCUCGGGCCAAGCCAGUGUGUCCGCAGAGCAGAGCGUGUCGGCGCCCCCCAGCGUCUCCAUCCACCCCAGCGUCUCGACCCAGCCCAGCAGUUCGGCCCACCCCUGUGUCGCGGCGCACCCAAGCAGUUCGGCCCACCCCAGUACCUUGGCCCAAGCCGGUGGCUUGGCCCACCCCAGUAGCUCAGGCCCUGAGGACCUUAGCGUGAUCAAGGUGAGCAAACGCCGCUGGGUGGUAGUCCUGCUGUUCAGCGGCUACUCCAUGUGCAACGCCUUCCAGUGGAUCCAGUACGGCUCCAUCAAUAACAUCUUCAUGAAGUUCUACGGGGUCAGCGCCUUUGCCAUCGACUGGCUGUCCAUGUGUUACAUGCUCACCUACAUCCCUCUGCUCCUGCCUGUGGCCUGGCUGCUGGAGAAAUUCGGCCUGCGCACCAUCGCCCUCACCGGCUCUGCUCUCAACUGCCUGGGGGCCUGGGUGAAGUUGGGGAGCCUGAAGCCACAUCUCUUCCCGGUCACCGUCCUGGGCCAGGUUGUCUGCUCCGUGGCCCAGGUCUUCAUCCUGGGCAUGCCCUCCCGCAUUGCUUCCGUCUGGUUCGGGGCUAACGAGGUGUCAACGGCCUGCUCCGUCGCUGUCUUUGGCAAUCAGCUUGGAAUUGCAAUUGGGUUCUUGGUCCCUCCUGUUUUGGUACCCAACAUCGAAGACCGGGACAAGCUUGCCUACCACAUCAGCAUCAUGUUUUACAUAAUAGCAGGCGUGGCUACUCUGCUUUUCAUCCUUGUCAUCAUCGUAUUCAAGGAGAAGCCUAAACACCCCCCCAGCAGGGCACAAUCUCUGAGCUAUGCCUUGGCGUCCCCUGAUGCAUCGUACUUAAGUUCCAUUGUCCGGGUCUUCAAAAACCUCAACUUUGUGCUGCUUAUCAUCACCUAUGGUCUCAAUGCUGGUGCUUUUUAUGCCUUGUCCACGCUGCUGAAUCGCAUGGUGAUCUUGCACUACCCGGGGGAAGAAGUGAAUGCUGGAAGAAUCGGCCUGACCAUCGUCAUUGCAGGAAUGCUUGGGGCCGUGAUCUCAGGCAUCUGGCUGGAUAGGUCCAAAACCUACAAAGAGACAACCCUGGUGGUCUACAUCAUGACGGUAGUGGGCAUGGUGGUGUACACACUGACGUUGAACCUGGGAUACCUGUGGGUAGUGUUCAUCACCGCUGGCACAAUGGGCUUCUUCAUGACGGGCUACCUCCCGCUGGGAUUUGAGUUUGCUGUGGAGUUGACAUACCCAGAAUCGGAAGGCAUAUCGUCUGGCCUCCUGAAUGUAUCUGCCCAGGUGUUUGGGAUCAUCUUCACCAUCUCCCAGGGCCAAAUUAUUGACAACUACGGAACCAUGCCUGGGAAUAUCUUUCUCUGUGUGUUCCUCACCCUUGGAGCAGCCCUCACUGCAUUCAUUAAGGCAGAUCUCCGGAGGCAGAAAGCAAACAAAGAAACUCCCGAGAAUAAGCUCCCGGAGGAGGACGAGGAGGAGGAGAGCAACACUAGCAAAGCACCCACCACUGUGUCUGAGGAGCAGCUCUGAGAGGAAAAGGUGGUGGCCACUCAGGGAACCAGACAGCACUCCCCACCUCUUCCAUCAGCGCCUACCGCCGGCACGUAGGCCUUCGUCGCAGCAGCUUUUGGAGGGAACCGGCUGGCAUACUGGGGGCUUGGACGGCAGGGCCUCUGCCAUCUGGAACCCACUCAAGAGCUUGCAUGGUCUAGCUGGGGAAGAUGGCACCUUCCACUGGGUGCCCGCUCCAUCCCCGCCCCCCUCGCAGGCUGUGGGAGCCGGUGCUGGAGAGACUGCUGGAGAGCCGUGGCGCCUCGUCUUCCCCCUUCCCCUCCAGCCCGCCGGGAGAGGGCCUGCAAAAUUAUCACGGAAAGAAAGCUUAUUCAGGAUAUUAACUUUUUUUUUAAGAAUCAUAAGACCCUUAGAAGCCCAGUUCUAAGGAGAGGCGGCUGCUCCAGAGAGGGGGUAAUUUUGGGGUCAUCACAUUGUGGCUAAUGUUCUGUGGGAGAGAAAGCACCAGCAGAAAAACAUCAGAACGAACCCAUCAGGACUCGGCCUAGCUUCUCCUGCCUUAGGGAGGGUCUGUUUCCAGACCCUCUCCUAAGAGCUGAUCAAACCCAACAUCAAUAAACUUGACAGAAACUUUGCUGCGACUGUGACCGUGCUGUGACCGUGAAGGAGAAGCCUGUCUGGGAGGGUGACCUGCCUCGCAGCCUGAGGCCGCUUGUGAAGGUCCAGCCUUUGGGAACUGUGGUAGCUAGAUUUGGGGACAGGAUGGUUCUUUUCUACCAGAUCUCUGCCCAGGGACUUCUUUGUGUGUGUGUGUUGUCGUCACCGCCGAUGCCUUGAGAAACUGUCGUCGGCCUUAGUGCUUCCUUUCUCUGAAGGGAGGGGAAAUCCCAGCCACCUUCCUGUAAUCUUUCCUGAAAACUUUGUUUCAUGUCCACCCUGAGAAAUCCACAGCUUCGGAGAGAGGAGAGGAAAGGGGCAGAAGGAAAAGGAAUUGAGUUGGCUUGAGUUAAGUGCCUUCUGCCUCCGAAGGGGAUCGUAUUCGCACACCCAAACCCUCUCACUGUCCCCUUCCGGCAAUCACCUUUUAACAGAUGUUGUGAAUGUGUGAAACCCCUUUUUUUUCUUUCUCAAGGGAUUCCCUUUAAACCAACUCAGGGUGACCUCCUCGCCUGCCUAGCCUGCUGUCCGGCUCUCCUCAUGGGCUGGGGUAGUGUCCCCCGAAAGUAAGACAUUUGAAUCAUUUCUCCUGUGCUGAGCAGCUGUGAUCAUGUCCAUGGUGCUGCUGGGCUGUGGCCACUGCCCAGUCUGGGCAUCUGGGGGCAGCCUGGCUUGGCAGGGGGGCUGCUGUCUGAGGGGAGCCGUAUGUGUGUGUGUGUGUGUGUGUGUGUGUGUGUGUGUGUGUUUGUGUAUACAGGCAUUCCAGAUGUGCUGUAUGUAAAAGAAGUUCACACUUCUGCUGGGGGAGGGUUGGGGGGUAGAAGACAGGUGGAGAGGAAGCACGUCUUGCUUUUUGAUAAAGAGAAAUGUGUUUACUCUCCAGCUCCUUAAAACUUUUUAACAAAACGUUUACCAGAUUGGUCAUUCCUUUAUUUUAAAAGAGUGAUUUGUAUUUUCUACUUGUAAUGCCAGAUGUUUUAAGACAAUAAAAGAUUCUCCAAGUGGCCUGCCAUGUCAUUAGACGGGGCAGAGGUGUCUUUGGGUA